AGAGGAGCUUCAAGAAUUAAUUCAUGAAGGCUGACUGUGUUAAAAACAGCGAAGCUGAACCUGACCUUGUCUCAGGAGAGGUGACAGUCAGGGAGCCAGGGCUGUGCCUCUGUACCAGGGUCAUCAUGCUCCAGGUGCCAGCAGUGGGCACUCCCUCGUUUAAAGCCCCCUGAGCAUUGCUUGCUGGGUGGGCACAGCCGCUCACUCACGCUCCCCAUGUAGGAGAAGGGGCAGAAUUGGAAGGAUACAAGCAUGAGAAAUAGAGUUGACAUAAAGCCAAGUUACCGGGUAGAUCGAAUCCCCCUAACGGAGGUUCACCAGAGCAGGUUGCACAGGAACACAUUCGAGUGGGUUUGGAUAUUUACCCAUGCUCCAGAUGUGGUCUCCCCAGGGCAGAGCAGAGGGGAAGAACAAUUCCCUUGCCCUGCUGGCCUUUCUCCUUCCUUACUCCAGUUUGGAGCAUGGUGCUACAUGGAACAUCCCUUCGGUCAGUAAGGGGCAGCUAUCCUGGCUGUGACCCCCGCUUCCCCCAGGCCGCAGCAGCGCAGCUUCCGAGCAGCUCCAUGGAGCCCCGCACCCAGGGCUCAGCGCUCCAGCACCAAAGCUGUGCAGAGGGCACACCCUGCUUGUCCUCACAAGGACAUAUCUCAUAGGCUUGAGUUUCCUUUACAGAGAAACGAAAGUGAAAGAAAGAACUUGGCCACUCCCUUGCACUGCUCUCCCGUCGCACAGUGGUGGGGCAGUGCAUUCUCAGAGUCGCCGUACCAGCAGCGGGUCAAGAAGCACUGGGUUGAAGCAAACGCUGUGUCUCCCAGUGGCAUUCCUCCCGUUGGUGCUGGUGCUUUUCUCCACGCAUCUUACGUGUGCCCUGAGGAGUGCUCGCAGCACAGGAGAGGGGCAGCACAGCGGUAGCAGCGGUUGGGGCUGUACUGCCCUGUAAGGGCUGUGCUAAUCCAUCCCAGAGCGCUGCUGAGGGUCUCGGGGCAGGUGCUGGCUUGCAGGCUGCUGCUCCGCACACCGGUGACCACGCACCAUCAGCCGGAGGAGGGUGUUGUAGCAGGAGUGUCACCAAGAGCUGCGGUGGUGCAGGACUGUGUGCCUUUGAUAACGACAGCGUCCUCAAGUUGGGUUCAGUGACUGAAGAGCCGAAGGCAGCGCAGACUCUAAGGACCCUUUGCCUCUGCCAACCCCAUGGACCGGGACCCAAGAGCUACAUUACAGGGCUCUGUGAACCUAACAGACCAAAUGCAGGGUCCUGGCCAUGCUGCAUUUCAGGACCGUUCAAGGGUUUUGGCAAGGAAAGAAGAGAGAGAUAAAUCCCAUUUGAAGAUUAGUGGGAAUCUCUUCAUCAAGCAGUUCUUGCAUUUGCUGACUAAGCGGCAGCUGGCUGAAGACAUCAAAACGCAAUACAUGGAAAAGGUGCUGCACGCAGUGUUCUUCUUUGGAAGGCUACAUAAGAGGCAGAUGAGACCCAAUGACUUCCUAGAGCCCAGCACUUUGCAGACGCUGCAGGCGAAGUACCCUCAGUCAUUCCAGCAGUACGGCACCCAUCUGCCCAGCCUGACACCAUACUCCAUCCUGCUGCAGUUCGGCAACGAAGUAGUGGGCUGCAGCACCCAAGAGGAAAUGGAGUCUUUCUUGCGUGAAUUUAAUAGUGCUGUGCAAACAGCAAUGCAGCAACAAGAACAUAUCAUGAAGCCCAGCAAUUUCAUCUUCAGAGCCGCGAUUGUCUCUUACAGCUUUUACAGAGAACCUCAGAACAAAGCAGGCUUCCCUCUCUUUUACGGAGCAUCUCUCUCCUGCAGCGGGGAGGCAGAGAGGGAGAUCAUGAUUAGCAUCCUGUGCCUAAGGACGUGGCACAAGGCGGUGGCGUUUGCAGUGUACCACGGGCUGGACGACCUGGCCAUUGUCUUCCCUGAUGAAGUGCAGUGCCGAGCAUUCUGCUACAGCAAUGGAGCCUUCAAGGAAAAGCCACCCUGCGUGAAAUGCAAGAAGAUGUACCAUGUCGACUUCCAGCCGUCUGUGGGUGACACCAGGGAAGAUGUCCAGUGGCCAUAUGGAAACUGUGCCGAGAAUGAGAGCCUGAGCAAACUGCUGCAGGGCGUGCCAGGGCUGCAGGAGAAGGUCACCACAACAGACCUGGACACCUACCAAAGCAUUGAGCAAGAGUUUGCAAGCAAAAUAGAAGCAAGUUUUAGAGAUCAGCUUAUCAAGCUGCUUCAGAAGAAGAAUUUUCCUCUUCCUCUGCAGUUCUUCGAGCCACAGUGA
Molecule: messenger RNA, 2268 nt
Organism: Numida meleagris (helmeted guineafowl)
Lineage: Eukaryota; Metazoa; Chordata; Aves; Galliformes; Numididae
Exons: 6
Coding region: 1192-2268 (358 amino acids)
Source: RefSeq, a predicted model, not a curated record